Molecule: messenger RNA, 2073 nt
Organism: Phytophthora sojae
Lineage: Eukaryota; Oomycota; Peronosporomycetes; Peronosporales; Peronosporaceae
Exons: 3
Coding region: 1-2073 (690 amino acids)
Biological process (GO): ribosome biogenesis
Cellular component (GO): nucleus
Molecular function (GO): ATP binding; nucleic acid binding
Source: RefSeq, a predicted model, not a curated record
AUGGACGGCUUCUCGCUCAACAUCUCGGCGUCCAGCGGCGGCGCGCGCAAGCCCGCCAAGAAGAAGAACACAUUCCGCGCCAAGCAGCAGGCCAAGCGCAACAAGGCGAAGGCCAACAAGGCCGGAAAGCGCAAACCGCUGACUACCAAGCAGCAGCCGAAGGUGGAAGCAGCCAAGAAGACUUUCGGUACGCGUCGUAACCCGAACAAGGAGGGCUACAGCGUGGAAAAGUUCACCCAGUCGCGCGUCCAGAUCGACAACGUGCUGUCUAAGCCGUUGACGUCGUCGUCGAGUGAAAAGAUUUUCGCUGCGAACACGUUCGAGUCGAUGAACAUGGCGGAGAAGCUGGUGAAUGUGUUGAAGAAGGAUGCGAGCUGUGGAGGCUUUGGCUUUGCUCGGCCUACUAACGUGCAGGUGCAAACGAUCCCGUCCGUGUUAAAGGGGAAUGAUAUUCUGGUCAAGAGUGAGACGGGUUCUGGUAAGACCCUGUCGUACUUGCUGCCUAUCGUUCAGAAGCUGCAGUCGGUGUCGCCGCGUAUCCAGCGACAAGAUGGCUGCAUGGCGCUGGUGUUGGCGCCGACGCGUGAGCUCUGUACGCAGAUCAUGGAAACCGCGAACAAGCUGAUCCAGCCGUUCGUGUUCCUUGUGCCGGGUGCUAUCAUCGGUGGUGAGAAGAAGAAGGCUGAGAAGGCUCGACUCCGCAAGGGUAUCACUAUUCUGAUUGCUACUCCUGGACGUCUGGCGGAUCACCUCGUGAACACCCAGUCGUUUAACUACACGCAACUGCAGUUUUUGGUGCUCGAUGAGGCAGAUCGUCUGCUGGAUAUGGGCUUUGAGAAGCAGAUUACACAGAUCUUGAGCAUUCUCGACGGCCAAAAGUCGGCCAAGAAGCGACAGAACAUUUUGGUGUCCGCAACGAUCAACAGCGGCGUGCAACAGCUCGCCAAGAUGAGUUUGUCGAACCCGGUGCUGAUCGACGCUGACGCGGUUACAAGUGGUGAAGACGCAGCGACAGAGAUCAAGGCCAGGAGUCAGGAGAAGUUCUCAACGCCGCACCAACUGAUGCAGCACUUCAUGCUCGUCCCUGCGAAGGCGCGUCUUUGCGCGCUGACUUGCUUCUUGCGUGAGGAACUCCGCCACGCUCCUCGUGAUAACAAGAAGGAUGGCGGCCCUGGCAAGUGCAAAAUUGUGGUUUUCCUGUCCACAUGUGACGCAGUGGACUUCCAUUACGCCCUGUUCCGCAAGUGCGCAUGGCCAUCGGGUAAGGGAUCUUCGGAGGAGGCAGACAGCAGUGGCGGCAACGGCGUGGCGUCACUCUUCGGCAGUCAAGGUCCCGUGUUCCGCCUGCACGGUAACAUUCCUCAGCAGGAGCGUGUGACCACGUUCAAAAGCUUUUGCUCUUCGAGCUCCGGCGUGCUUCUCUGUACUGAUGUGGCAGCCCGUGGUCUUAACUUGCCCACGGUCAAGUGGAUCGUCCAAUAUGACCCGCCGACGGAGACACGCGACUACGUGCAUCGUGUCGGACGUACUGCCCGAAGCGGUAACCAAGGUAGCAGUCUGCUGUUCCUGAUGCCGUCGGAGUCUGAGUACCUGGACUAUCUGACCAAGCAGGGACUGAAGUUGAACGCCCUGAGUCUCGAGAAGACCAUUGCUCGCGUUGGCAAGCACGGCGGCUUCCUGACCACGUCUCGCAAGAAAUUGCUGCACGAGGUUGUGCAGGGCGACCUUCAGUUUCUCUAUGAGCAGACGCUUCUAGCCGACAAGGAACUGUUCGAGCUGGCCUGCCAAGCCUUCCACUCUUUUGUGCGUAGUUACGCCACGCACUCCUCUGACACACGACAGAUUUUCCACGUUCGUAGCUUGCACUUCGGUCACGUGGCGAAGAGUUUUGCGCUGCGGGAGCCUCCGGCGUCUGCCAAGCUGCGAGACACUGGACGAAAUGCCAAGAAGGGUACUCUCCAGAAGCGUAAGGAGCGCGACGACAAGCAGCAGGCUGUGAUCGCCAAGAAGCAGAAGAAGGUGCGCGAGGAGAAGCGCCGGUACGCGCAGAACGUGUCCGAGUUCGCCGACUAA